GGAGGAGGAGAUGAACAACUUACCCUGCUGAGCUUUCUUUGGGGAAUACGUGCAUCAAGAUUUAGAUCUGCAUGUAAAAUCUAUACAAAGUAUCUGCCACUACAGGUCUGACUCUCCUCCCCACCCCACCCCCCGCACCACCGUUUUUUUUUUUUUUUUUUUCUUUCCGUUUUCUGUGCUGUGUCAGAAAGACCGACACAGAACUAUCUCUGUUUCUGGCUCCACUGCCAGUGAAGGAGUUUUCAUUCAGACUUUCCGAAGAGAGGUGGAGAAACCUAAAGACUCAGGAGAAGAAGAGGUCUUUUGAGCCAAAUGGGGCAUUAGUUCUUCUGCUUUCCUCAGCAUGGAUAAACCUUUUCCUCAAGGAUUUUCUGAUGUGCCCUAAGGUCCAUGUAACUACAAGGGCUAUUUAUCACCACAAGUGCCACCCUGACCCCAAACCACUCAGAACUCAAGAAUCAAAGCAAAAUGGACGCCGCAGUGACAGAUGAUUUCCAACAAAUUCUCCCUAUUGAACAACUGCGCUCUACUCAUGCUAGCAAUGAUUAUGUGGAACGGCCUCCAGUGCCCUGUAAACAAGCCCUCUCCAGCCCCUCCCUUAUAGUGCAAACCCACAAAUCUGAUUGGUCGCUGGCUACCAUGCCUACUGCUCUUCCCCGCAGUCUCAGCCAGUGCCAUCAACUGCAGCCCUUGCCGCAGCAUCUGAGCCAAUCUAGCAUCGCCAGCUCAAUGUCCCAUAGCACCACUGCCUCUGAUCAAAGGCUCUUGGGCAGCAUUACGCCCUCACCUUCAGGCCAGUCCAUCAUCCGAACGCAGCCUGGAGCAGGGGCCCACCCGAAGGCUGAUGGUGCUCUGAAGGGAGAAGCUGAGCAAUCUGCUGUGCACCCCAGUGAGCACCUCUUCAUUUGCGAGGAGUGUGGGCGCUGCAAAUGUGUCCUCUGCGCAGCAGCUCGUCCUCUCCCCUCCUGCUGGCUGUGCAACCAGCGGUGCCUUUGCUCUGCUGAGAGCCUCCUCGAUUAUGGCACUUGUCUCUGCUGUGUUAAGGGUCUCUUCUACCACUGCUCCACUGAUGAUGAAGACAACUGCGCUGAUGAGCCCUGCUCCUGUGGGCCUAGCUCUUGCUUUGUCCGCUGGGCAGCCAUGAGUCUCAUCUCCCUCUUCCUCCCUUGCCUCUGCUGCUACCUGCCUACCCGUGGAUGCCUCCAUCUGUGCCAGCAGGGCUAUGAUAGCCUCAGGCGACCAGGCUGCCGCUGUAAGAGGCACACCAACACUGUGUGCAGAAAAAUCUCUUCCGGUAGUGCAGCAUUCCCCAAGGCCCAGGAAAAGUCCGUAUGACCUUCCCACCACAUGGAUCCAGAGCUUUCUCCUUCUAACUCCCAGUAGUAAAGUGUAGGCCUCAUCUUUGAAGACGGGGAGAAGGAGGAAAGCAGCCAAAGUUAAGGCCUCACCAGUUUUGCUCCUGCAGUGUCAGGGGAAUGGCCAAGUCCAUCCUGGUGCAGGAUGCCUUGUUCUUUCUCACAGUAUCUAUCCCACUCCUCUUCCACCUUUGUACACCUUGCCAUUGUAGCCCUGUGGCUGUCAUGGCAAAUUCAGGUGAUAUAUAGGCAUGAGAUUCGGACACUGAGGACUGACAGAGCCAGCAACGUGGAGGUCUAGGGGCUUCGCAGCAGAAUGCCUCUUGAUGCAGGCUCUGAGCGUCACUCUACUUUCCACAGGCCUUUGGAAACUGUCUUCUGAGAUGGUUUUCACAGGUCCACGUGGAACAGUGUUCAAUGUUCCAGGGAAUCUGACCCCUUCUCCCUCUUUACUGCCCUUCUCUUCUUUAGUCUUUUUCUCCCUCUCUCCUCUUCUUCUUUGUUCCUUUCCCCUUCAUUCCCACCCGAUUUUUAUUUUUCCUCUCUUUUCUUUCUCUCUCCCUUCCUUCCACUCCUUUCCUCUCUCUCUUUCCGACUAACCCAUUCUCUGCUCAUAUCUCUAUCUUGUUUGAUCGGUCUUUGCCUCUCUCUGCCUGUCCUUCUUUCUCUACUCUGUCCAGAAGUGCUGUUUUUCCAUAGGUGUUUCCUUUGACGCCAAACUUUGCCAUGCUACACUACUUACUAAAUUUUAUUAAGGGAAACGGAUUACUGUAAUGAACUGAUCACGAGCAAUAGUCUAUAUCCUGACGUGUGUGUGUGCAUUCAUAACCACACUCACCUGUUUGUGAGCAUAUGAGGCAAAACUUAUCUUACAUUUCCAGGUUUCACUAGUUGGAGUUUUACUCCCUUUCCCAAUCAUCAACUUAUAGUACUGACAGAUUCCACUAGCAUGCGGAGUAGGAUAGUAAAUCAGGAUGCUCAUAACUUUGUAUGUCUGACCCAAGUGCCAAAGGCAGACGUGCUUUAUAGCUAAAUGAACAAAACAAGGGAUACUAUAGAGGUCUGUUCUCUCUUAGAAGCUAACUGCCCUGAGACUGCAUGGCUCAGGCCUUAAUUAUGGACAUAAAAAGUCAUAAAACUUUAGAGCUGGAAAGAAUCUUAAUUGUUAAUCUAGUUCAAUGCCCUUAUUUUGCAGCUGGGAAAACUGAGGCCUGGAGAUAGGAAGGGAUUUUCCCAAGGCCACACACUGAGUUCAUAGCAGGGUUGGGACUGGAAUAUAAGCCUUCUGACUCCUAGUUCAGUAUUCCCUAGCCUACAUCACAUCAGGUCAUGGGACUUUUCUCCUAGGACUCUAUUAACAGUGACAGAAAGCCAUUGCCAUUCAAUUUUUCUGGAACCAUGCCAAGUUAGGGUGGUGGUCUUUAUGCCGUGCACGGUGGGUAGCUACUUAACUAUCAGGUGUUGGGGCUCCACCAGUGGACAUCACCUUUGGCUCUGUCACUUGUAGAAGCUCAAGUGUGGAAAACAAAGCAAAGCAAAACAAAAACAAGGAACCCCUAACCAAGCUGUAUCUUCGCCUUCUCUUUGCUACACAUGUUGUGCUCACUCCUGGCUUUGUCUGCAAUGGCAAUUGCCUGAGAACCGAAAUUUCAGCAACAGUGGAAACCUGAGCUGAAAGACAUAUGAAGCAGAGAACUGACUGUGUUGUGAAUCCACUUCAACGGGAAAAGGCUGCAGUGGGGAUGGCAGGCUCCUAAAGACAGCUGUUAAAAGACACAAGAGUUAGAUCCAGUUUCCCUCUGUAAGCGGAUCCAAAAUUCACCAAGGAAUUCAGAGAUUGAGGGCACUUGCUUGAAAUCAAGGUGCUCCAACUUAGUUUAAGACUUCCAGACUCUAACUUUAUAUAUCAUCUCUUUUAAAGCGUGCAUGGAUGUGUAUUGCCGAGUGGAGAGGUGGGGAGAAAUGUAGAGUCAUACACAGGGGGAAGAAGAAGGGAACAUCCACAUCCCUUUGUUGGAUAUAUGCUAUAGAAGGAUGUGCCACUUACUUUUUGUUGGUUCUGAAUCUUCCUGAAGUGUACUGACAUUUGGGCUGCACACAGGCCCAUGCUUUCACUUUCGCCUCCUCUUCUAGAAUCGCUUUGCUCUAUUUUUGUAUAUACAAAUAUGUUAUGAUGAUUACUAAUAAUGUUAAUGAUAUUGCUGCAAAUGGUGCCAUAUAUAAGGUUUGGCUUCUUGGAACAUUAUAAACCCAAACCAAUACCUGUAACCUCUUAAGUUGCUUUCAGAUCCUUCCAUUUUAAGUAAGUUCUUAAAAUCUUACAAGUCUGCCUGAUUGAACUUUGACUUACCUAUUCCUAAAAGCUGUGCCCAGUUCUCUGGGUCCGGCUGGAUGGUGACGAGUAGCAACACACACUUCUCCCCGCUUAUGCCUGAAAUUUGCUUAGAGCUGAGAUAUAUAAGGAUUCUAUGACACUAGUGCAUUGUUCCUGGAGCUAAAGUUAUUCUAUGGAUGUUUGCUUAUUAGUUUCAGGGCCCCAAACAACACAAGUCCCUCUUCCUCGAUAGUUCCUUGAUAUCCCAAUCCUGCAGUCCUUACUCAGGCAAAUUGUGCACUGCCAGAGGGGCCCUGGGCUCUGCCAUACACCCAGAAGAGCUCUUCUCAGUGUAUUUCUAAAUGGCCUUACACUUGGUAGAAGAAACUGAAGGGUUACUCAAAUGCAAUUGCAAUCUGCAAUCUGCUGCUGAGUCAGGGCUUUCACUUGUGUCCAAGUUGGCCUGAUACGGGCUGCAUCUGGUUUACGUAUAGAUGGGUCCUGUUGGGGUAUGUGUACAGAUGUGUGAGUGUGCAUAUGUACCCUUCUGUGAAAUUUUAUAUAUAUAUAUAUAUAUACAUAUAUAUAUAUACACACACACAUAUAUGUAUAUAUGUGUGUGUGUAUAUAUAUAUGUGUGUGUGUGUGUAAAUAUAUAUAUUCACACAUCUCUAUAUAUUUUAAUGUAUUGCACAUGUAUAUUUAAAAUAUAUAUGAAAGAACUCUAAAUCCUGCAGAAAGCCUCUGUUUUCAUUAUUUUUCUACCUUGUGUCAUGUACUGUAUAAACAGGAAUAUUUAGA
This is a messenger RNA of Mirounga angustirostris (Northern elephant seal), 4470 nucleotides long. It is a transcript of the gene SPRY3, whose product is annotated as sprouty RTK signaling antagonist 3. Lineage: Eukaryota; Metazoa; Chordata; Mammalia; Carnivora; Phocidae. The transcript is spliced from 2 exons. Gene Ontology annotation, biological process: negative regulation of fibroblast growth factor receptor signaling pathway; multicellular organism development; negative regulation of Ras protein signal transduction. Bases 469 to 1335 code for a protein of 288 amino acids. The record is from RefSeq and is a predicted model, not a curated record. Gene Ontology annotation, cellular component: cytosol; membrane.